Myripristis murdjan (pinecone soldierfish) is the source of this 1498-nucleotide messenger RNA. Its product is annotated as zinc finger protein OZF-like. The record is from RefSeq and is a predicted model, not a curated record. The transcript has 4 exons. Lineage: Eukaryota; Metazoa; Chordata; Actinopteri; Holocentriformes; Holocentridae. Gene Ontology annotation, cellular component: nucleus. Gene Ontology annotation, molecular function: DNA-binding transcription factor activity, RNA polymerase II-specific. The coding region runs from base 113 to 1498 and encodes 461 amino acids. Gene Ontology annotation, biological process: regulation of transcription by RNA polymerase II.
CACUGUGAAGAGUGAAGAUGAUGAAGAGGAAGCUCAGUGCUCACAGCUUCAUCAGAGCCAAACUGAGGAGAACAGAGAGGCAGAGCCUCCAGCCAGCAGCUCCACUGAACAGAUGAAAACAGAAGCUGAUGGAGAGGAAGCAGCCAGGAACUCAGAUCCAGCUGCUGAUUUCCAAGCAACUAGUGAGGGCCAGCUCCUCUCUUCACACUCUUCUGAAGCUGAGACUGAUGACAGUGAUGACUGGGAGGAGAGCAGAGAGCCUCAGUCAGGUUCAAACCCACAGAGUGAACUCCUUUUCAGUGAUGAUGGAUCUGAUGAUGCAGAGAAACCAUCUUCCUGCUCUGUGAGCAAGAACACAGGAGAGAAACUGUGGAGUUGCUCUCUUUGUGGUAAAAACUUUAAACGAAAAGGAACUUUUACCAGACACAUGAUGAUGCACAAGAGAGAGAAACGGUGUAGCUGCUCAAUCUGUGGGAAAGGUUUUACAAGGAAACGUGAACUAAACACCCACAUGAGAGUCCACACAGGAGAGAAACCGUUCAGCUGCUCAGUCUGCGGUAAAAGUUUUGCACUGAAAGGAAACCUUAAAACGCACAUGCGAAUUCACACCGGAGAGAAACCAUUCAUGUGCUCAGUCUGUGGGAAAAUUUUUGCACAUAAAAAUAAUUUUACCAAACACAUGAGAGUUCACACAGGAGAGAAACCGUUCAGCUGCUCCAUCUGUGGCAAAAGUUUUGCAUAUAAUCAUGACUCCAAAAGACACAUGAAAGUCCACUCAGGAGAGAAACCAUUUAGCUGCUCAGUCUGUGGUAAAGGUUUUAAACGGAAAAGUAACUUCAAUACCCACGUGAGAAUCCACACAGGAGAGAAACCAUUUAGCUGCUCAGUUUGUCGUAAAGGUUUUACACAGAAACACACUUUCAACUCACACAUGAGAAUCCACACUGGAGAGAAACCAUUUAGCUGCUCAGUCUGUGGGAAAGCUUUUAUUGAUAAAAGUGGCUUAAAACAACACAUGAAAGUCCACACAGGCGAGAAGCCCUUCAGCUGCAGUGUGUGUGGCAGAAGUUUCCGAUGGCGCUCAGAUGUUAGCAGACACGAGUGUGCUGGUUGUAGUCAUACUGAUCCACACUCCAAACCAGUAGGUGGCGGUAAUGCUACUAUUCAAUGUUUGCCAACCGCCAAUAAAACCCAAGAAGAAGAAGAAGAAGAAGAAGAAGAAGAAGAAGAAGAAGAAGAAGAAGAAGAAGAAGAAGAAGAAGAAGAAGAAGAAGAAGAAGAAGAAGAAGAAGAAGAAGCGGCCGCCAUGUUGAGUUCCGUUAGCAUCCAGAGCGCUAGCCGCAUGCUAACAGUGGGAGCAGCAGGCCUGAUGGGGAAGCAGCGGCUGUCCGGAGCUCACAUGUUUCAGGCCCGUUUCCCCCGCCGGAGCUUCGGGCUCCAGCUCCAGUCCGAGCUGUCAAGCCCUCAUUACAGAGAUCCAUGGACAACCAGUGAGUGA